GCGGGUCUUAUCGGGAUACGGGUAACAGCGACAAAUGCGUUUCAUAAGAUGUCACGGUAGAUAGCAUCCUCGAUGUAAAACCAGACAUCAAGGUCCUAGCUUAUCUUCUUGUGUGCCCUUUAUCACAAAGACAAUGGAUCAAUGGAUGUCCAGUGAAUGAAUGGACAUCCACGACAAACCUGGGAUGCCUCUGUGUGUCAAUUUAAUCAGGAUCCUCUGAACUCCUGCAUUGUGCUGAUGUAGGUUUUAUACUGGUCUAAUUCACUAUGAAAUUGCGAGCAAAGCUCUGAAAAUCCAGCAAUGUUGGCCCGGAAAGGCCUGGUGCCUGAAGGAUUUCUUUUGACACGCCUGGCUGAAGAUGCCACCCAACCUAACCGUUUCCGUACCAAAUCACAGCGUGCUCGCUUUAUCACCAAGAGCGGAUCAUGCAACGUUGCUCACAAGAACAUACGGGAACAGGGUCGGUUUCUUCAGGAUGUUUUCACCACCAUGGUGGACCUUAAGUGGCAGCACUCACUCCUUAUCUUUACCUCAGCAUUCCUCUGCUCUUGGAUGCUCUUUGCUAUGAUGUGGUGGCUCCUGGCCUUCGCUCAUGGUGAUCUGGAACCUCGAGAUCCCAGUGAGCCUGGGCCUGUUCCCUGUGUCACAGCCAUCCACUCCUUCACAUCAGCAUUCCUCUUCUCCAUCGAGGUGCAGGUAACCAUUGGUUUUGGUGGGAGGAUGGUCACAGAAGAGUGUCCACUGGCCAUUGUAGUUCUGAUCAUCCAGAACAUUUUGGGCCUUAUCAUCAACGCUGUCAUGCUGGGUUGUGUGUUCAUGAAAACAGCUCAGGCCAAUCGUCGAGCAGAGACACUCAUCUUCUCCCGUAAUGCUGUCAUCGCACCGCGCAAUGGCAAACCCACAUUCAUGUUUCGUGUUGGAGACCUGAGGAAGAGUAUGAUUAUAUCAGCUACCAUUCAGAUGCAGGUCAUUCGCAGAACGGUGACAGCAGAAGGGGAGGUGAUUCCAGUCUGCCAACUUGACAUUCAAGUGGAAAACCCACUCAGGAGCAACGGCAUCUUCCUUGUCUCCCCACUCAUCAUCAGUCACACUAUCGAUAGAGGAAGCCCCCUGUAUGAACUUUCAGCCCAGUCGCUGGCCACUGAGGAUCUGGAGAUCAUAGUUAUACUGGAAGGCGUUGUGGAGACCACUGGCAUCACCAUGCAGGCACGAACGUCCUACACACCGGACGAGAUUCUUUGGGGGCGCCGCUUCGUCUCCAUUAUGACCGAAGAGGAUGGCCGCUACUCUGUGGACUAUUCUAAAUUCGGUAACACGGUGCCUGUGAGGAUGCCUGCCCUCAGUGCUAAGGAGCUGGACCAGACGAGAGGGGUACAAGACAAUGGCCCUCACGAGGGUAAGCCUCAGGGCUGGGGACUGGUGCGGGCAGGACGCGGUGGUUACAGGAGAAGUGCAGGCCGUGCCUGCGAGGAUAACCCUUCCCGGCCGUGGUACGCUCCAGCAGAGAAAGACGAGCAGGAGAGAAGUAAAGAGAAGAACGGACAAAAGAAGACUGUGAAAUUAGAGGAAAUAGGAAGAGAGAUGGAGGAGGAGAACAUGGAGGAUAUGAGUGACUAAAUAUAUAAUAUGCUGUGUAUAUAUAGGGAAUAGAUGUGCAGAUUGUAUAGUGUAGCUACUUUGUCAGAAAGCUUUUAAUAAUCACUUUUUCAUUGAUUUGGGAAGAAUGGACAGCAAGGUAGGUGCUUUUUUAAUGUAUUGUAAUUCUCCUUUUCUCUUUACACUACUGGAUAUUUGUAUUUUAUACAAGCAGAUGUAGUUGGUGUUUAAUUCCACCCUAUUUCAUUUUUAAGCUCCUCUGUCUUUGUGUUGUGGUUGUGUAGUUGUAGUUGCCAUCAGUGUUUCUUUGCUCCAAUUUUAUGAAUCAAUAUUCUUAUAGCUGUUUUAUUGUUAUGUUGUGUGUUAUUGUUGUGAAUGUGUGCAGUUACCUAACCCAGUCCCUCACAUUCAAGAUUGUGAACACUUGGUUUUCUAUUACUACUGAUUACUGUUUGGAUAUCUUUCCAUUCGCUAUCAUUUUAUUUGUAUUAAUUUAUUUAAGUAUUUAUAAUUCAAAUAAAAGUUUAUUUUAUGUUA
This is a messenger RNA of Hemibagrus wyckioides, 2133 nucleotides long. It is a transcript of the gene kcnj11l, whose product is annotated as potassium inwardly rectifying channel subfamily J member 11, like. Gene Ontology annotation, biological process: regulation of monoatomic ion transmembrane transport; potassium ion import across plasma membrane. The transcript has 7 exons. Gene Ontology annotation, molecular function: inward rectifier potassium channel activity. The record is from RefSeq and is a predicted model, not a curated record. The coding region runs from base 301 to 1617 and encodes 438 amino acids. Lineage: Eukaryota; Metazoa; Chordata; Actinopteri; Siluriformes; Bagridae. Gene Ontology annotation, cellular component: plasma membrane.